AGCAAACACUUGGCCUCCACCCAUCGAAGGCCUAGCGGAAGCAGACGAAAAACGCUUUGCAUGCGCGUGGGACGUAUUAAACGAUAAUUACGACACGACAGAUUUCUUUGAAAGGCUUCGUCCGCAAGUCGUGUUUACGACCAGUAUCCCAUAGUAACCGCCGGCCGUACCCCAACGUAUAUAUAAAAGAAAAGAAAAGAGGUCCUAUCGACCGCAGAGUGCAGCAAACCCAAAACAGGCAAGAUGCAGAGUUUCGGAACCAAGUUUAGCCUUUCGCAUACAUGGGAAUUGCGAUAUGUCCCGCAACUUGUCAUAAAGGCUGCAGCGGACCGUUAGAAUUCCGGGGACUGAUUGACGGCACGGGAGCAGCCAUUUUGUUGUGGGUGGCUACACUGAACCGCCGUCGUCUGCCAGACGGGUCGUUCACAAUCGGUCGAGCAGACGACAAACAUCGGUGCGACAGCAGAAACGGAUCAGGACAUAGCAAGUUGGCUCGAGUUUGGUGAGAAAGUCGACUUCAGUUUUUAAAGGAGCCUCAGCGAGCGACCUCGGAAGCGCACGGGGCCCUCUGGUCGACGUCCAGGAUGCACCGGCCGGUGUCUGCGCAGACCCGAAACGAGAACGUGAUGAAGCUGGCUGCGGGUCGGCAGCUCCACACCACCGAGGAUCCCGUGGAGAAGCUGAGGCUGCUCUGCCUGCAGCGGGGCUCCGCAGGCAUCCUAGGCCUCGGCAGGGUCUUCCGGCGCAUGGACGACAACGGGAGCGGCGACUUGUCGCGCGAGGAGUUCGUCAAGGGCCUCGACGACUCUGGAAUGUCGCCCUUCCUGGAAGGAGAGGACUACGACAAGCUCUUCGACCGCUUCGACGCUGAAGGCUCGGGGACCAUCAAGUUCGACGAAUUCAUGCGCGCCAUCAGGGUAACGAAUACCGUUUCCGAAAAACAAUGGUCCCGAAUCAUUUGA
Molecule: messenger RNA, 962 nt
Organism: Ixodes scapularis (black-legged tick)
Lineage: Eukaryota; Metazoa; Arthropoda; Arachnida; Ixodida; Ixodidae
Product: calcyphosin-like protein
Molecular function (GO): calcium ion binding
Source: RefSeq, a predicted model, not a curated record